Molecule: messenger RNA, 809 nt
Organism: Leptomonas pyrrhocoris
Lineage: Eukaryota; Euglenozoa; Kinetoplastea; Trypanosomatida; Trypanosomatidae
Product: putative mitochondrial lipoate protein ligase
Exons: 1
Coding region: 9-809 (266 amino acids)
Biological process (GO): protein lipoylation
Cellular component (GO): mitochondrion
Molecular function (GO): lipoyl(octanoyl) transferase activity
Source: RefSeq, a predicted model, not a curated record
GUUUCACUAUGAAAGCGUUUUAUGUAGGCAGGCGCGACUACCGGCGUGUCCUGCAGCUGCAGGAAACAAUUUUUAAUGCAAUAAUCGCUCGACAGGUGAGCGUGCGCCGUGGAGAGAGUGCACUCCCGCUCUUGCCCGAUGUUACACUGCUGGUGGAGCACAGCGCACCUGUGUACACGGUGGGGCGGCGGGACACUGCGGAAGGCCUGCCGAAGCACAGCAGCGUGGACGUUGUCAAAACGAGGCGGGGCGGCGGCAUCACCUACCACGGCCCGGGCCAGCUGACUAUGUACCCCAUCGCCAAUAUCCAGCGGCUGUGGAAGGCGUGCGCCGCUCAAAAAGUGCGUUCUCCCAUCGAGUGGUUUAGUUGGGUGCUGGAGGAAGCCAUGAUGCAAUCCGCGGCGCACUUUGGCAUUCCAACGCACCGUUUCAAGACGGGUGUAUGGGCCGAGAAACACAACGACGUCCCGGCGCGGAAGUUAGGCGCCAUCGGGUUGCAACUAGGCAACUGGGUCUCUAUGCACGGUGCGGGUCUCAACGUGUCCAACGACCUACAUUACUUCGACGACAUCAUCAUGUGCGAGUUGCCGGGUCGCCACGCAACGUCGCUGUGCGAGGAGAUCGCGCAACGCGGUCUUCCCAAGACGUCAGCGGCGCAGGUGCAGCUAGUGGCGCCGCUUCUAUUCGAAAAGUUUGUCGAGAGCCUGCACCAACCGCCGGAUUUCGCAGCGUCAAAGUUGCACGACCUGUCAACGGAAGACACGUGGUACGACCAGGUUCUCAAGGCAUCUGGCGUUCGGCAGACCUAG